Messenger RNA from Necator americanus (New World hookworm), 1455 nucleotides. RefSeq lists its product as uncharacterized. The record is from RefSeq and is a predicted model, not a curated record. Gene Ontology annotation, biological process: glycolipid biosynthetic process. The transcript has 14 exons. The coding region runs from base 1 to 1455 and encodes 484 amino acids. NCBI's taxonomy places the organism in Eukaryota, Metazoa, Nematoda, Chromadorea, Rhabditida, Ancylostomatidae. Gene Ontology annotation, cellular component: mitochondrion; lipid droplet; plasma membrane.
AUGCGCUGCGGCGAUCUGACCGCCCCACCACCACCGACCAUAGGGAAAAGGGAGAAAGGGAGAGACACACCACAACCACCACCGCCAUCGCCACCACCACCACCACCACCACACAUAAACGCCACUAAGUGGAGGAGACGAUCGAGCUGGUUUUGGGGGACGAAGAAGACGAUGUCUCGCUUCGACUUGGUGAUUUAUGGUGCAUCCGGUUUCACUGGUGCUUAUAUUGUGGAAAGACUUGUUACAUCAAAAUAUUAUGAGGGUUUGAACUUCGCCGUCGCCGGCAGGAAUCAGGCGAAACUACAAAAGGUUUUGGACGAGGUGUCGAAAAAAACUGGUAAAGAUAUCGUAUCGACGCCGAUAAUCAUUGCGGACUCAGCGGACGAGCAUUCUUUGGCCGAUAUGGCUAGGCGAGCGAAGGUUAUUGUGAAUGCCGUCGGACCGUAUCGUCUUUACGGUGAAGCAGUUGUGAAGGCAGCCGUUGAGAAUGGCGCCAGCCAUGUGGAUAUUUCCGGAGAACCUGCGUUCCUCGAGCAAAUGCAGAUGUUGUACGGUGAGAAAGCAAAGGAAAAGGGAGUGUAUGUGGUUGGAGCAUGUGGAUGGGACUCAAUUCCAUGUGAUAUGGGAGUGAACUUCCUGAAGGAGAAAUUCGACGGUGAUCUUAAUCAUGUCGAAAGUUUUGUGCAGAUGACUACCGGUCCAUCGGGUUACUCUCUCAACGAUGGUACAUAUCAGACUUUGAUCCUCGGGAUCAGUGGAAUGAAAUCCGAUGGUCUUGGGAGGAUUCGACGAAGUAUUAUGCCUGAAAAAAUUGUGAAAGGAACGGUGAAACCACCGAAGAGAGGGCCUUUAUGGCAAAUCCAUGAAAAGGAGCUGGACGGUUGGGCGCUGCCAUUUAUGGGAUCAGACAAAUCGAUUGUGAAUCGAUCGCAGUACUAUGAUGCUGUCAACAAUGGGAAAAGACCUGUUCACAUCGAGACUUAUCUCCGCGUUUCUUCUCUUUUGUGGGCUGUACUGCUCGCAGCGUGGCUCGUCAUUUUUGCUCUACUCGCCCAGUUCAAAUUCACCAGAAAAAUACUACAGAAAUAUCCGGACAUCUGCAGUUUCAACAUAUUCAAAGCUUCUGGCCCAACUGAGCAACAAAUCAAGGAAGCAGGAUUUAUCUAUUGGUUCUUCGGUUAUGGAUAUGCGAAUCACAAACCAAUGACUGAACAGCACCUGGGGAAUCCUGAUCAAAGAAUGGUUGUUAGCUGCAAAGGUCCGGAUGCUGGUUACAUGGCCACAAGCGCUUGUGCCCUCUCCGCUGCCCUAUCGGUUGUUCGGGACUCGCACAGUCUUCCACAUGGUGGCGGAGUCUUCACUACAGCGUCUGCGUUCGCAAAAACAAACAUCUACUCAUAUCUCGACUCGUUCGGCAUCACAUUCCAAGUGGAAUCCGCUCAAUCGCAAGUCUGA